ACUGUCAAUUUUGCUUGUACCUAGGGUCUGUGUAGCGUGCCUGAGCGUGCCUUGGGUUUACUCUGUUGAAUGGACGGCAGUAUACAAAUACGGUGUAUCGAAUAGUUUUUUAUUUCGAUGAAACGGCGUGUCUCCGGCAUUGUCGAUAACUCGGUAAAGCAACGAUGUACGUUAAGUCGAUGGUUAUAGACGGCUUUAAGUCGUACGGAAAGAGAGUCGAGGUAAAUGGAUUUGAUAAGGAAUUCAAUGCCAUCACCGGCCUCAACGGGAGCGGGAAAUCAAACGUGCUUGAUGCGAUAUGUUUCGUAUUGGGAAUCACGAAUCUCUCGCAGAUCCGAGCGAACUCGCUCCAAGAUUUGGUCUACAAGUCCGGACAGGCCGGAGUGACCAAAGCCAGCGUUACAAUAACGUUCGACAAUCGAGAUCGUAGUUCAUCGCCAAUGGGCUAUGAAGAUUACAAGGAGAUUACGGUCACCCGGCAGGUUCAAAUUGGUGGAAAAAACAAGUACAUGAUCAACGGAUCCACUGUGCAAAACAAGCGAGCCCAUGAUAUGUUCUGCUCGGUUCAGCUGAACGUCAACAAUCCACACUUCUUGAUUAUGCAAGGAAGAAUAACAAAGGUUUUGAACAUGAAGCCUGUAGAAAUUCUGUCAAUGAUUGAGGAAGCAGCAGGCACGAGCUUGUACGAGAAUAAAAAGAACAUUGCUUUGAAAACAAUCGAGAAAAAGGACAGCAAGUUGAAGGAAAUAUCAAGCGUCAUUAAAGAGGUACUCGAGCCACGACUGCGGAAACUGAAGGACCAGAAGUCUCAGUACCUAGAAUUCCAGCGAGUCGAGAGGGAGCUGGAUCAUUGCCACAGAAUUUAUAUUGCCUGGGAAUACGUUUCCACUUUGGAGAAAAUUACCAACACUGCGGCCCAAGUGGACAAGGUCCAAAGUGUUGUCCAGGCAAAGACGAAAGCUAUCGAUGACGGGGCGCAGGAAAUCGUGAAUAUCGACCAACGAGUAGAAGAAAUCCACAGGGCUAGGGAUGCGGACAAGGGCAGUAAGCUUGAGGAGCUCGAAAGCGAGCUGAAGCGCACCGAGAGCCAGGAGCACAAGCUUACGGCAGAGGCGAACAGUACUAAAGAGAGUAUAGAGGCGGAGAUUAAGCUGGUUGGACAGCUGAAGACGAACAUAAAGGAUGACGAGGCAGCUCUGACAACGAAGGAAAAGGAACUGUCAAAAGUUAGCGAACUAUUCAGAAGUUUGAAGGCGCAGUGCGAGGAGGACUCGGCGCUGUAUCAAGUGGCACAAGAGCGGUAUGAGAAAGUCAGCUCAGGGCUGCUGCUGAGUGAGGAUGGAGAAAACGCGACACUGGAGCAACAGUUAAUGAACGCGAAGCAGCAGGCGACCAAGGCGAAAACGGAGAUUAAGCAGUGCCAAAUGACACUGAAGCACAGUAAGGAGCAGCUGGUGAAAAAACAGGCAGAGAUGCGUAGCACAGAGACCCAAUACAAACAGGACAGUAAAAAUCUCGAGGAAAUGGAGAAGGAACUCAAGAGCCUUCAAAAUGAGAUCGACAAGCUUGACUAUAACGAGGCCUCCAAAGAGGCGCUUCAGGAAGAGGCAAAGCUCAUAAGUAGGAACGUGGCUUCGCUGCGCUCGCGGAGUGAUAAUUUUGAAGCGCGUCACUCACAGCUCAGAUUCCAAUACCAGGAUCCAGAACCGAAUUUCAAUCGAAACUCGGUCAAGGGGCUGGUCUGCAAACUGUUCACGGUAAAAGAGCCGGCCACAGCUACCGCCCUGGAAACCGCAGCUGGUGGCCGGUUAUUCAAUGUGGUUGUCGACACAGAGACGACGAGUAAAAAGUUGCUGCAGCGCGGGCAGCUUCAGCAACGCGUGACCAUCAUUCCUCUGAACAAGAUAAGUGGUCGUACAAUGGACCCGAAAAUAGUGAGUCUCGCGGAGGCGGUCGGCGGUAAGGGAAAUGUGCAACCAGCUUUGUCACUGAUUGACUAUCCUCCAGAAAUCGCUAAAGCCAUGAAUUGGAUAUUCGGUCAGAUAUUCGUGUGCAAGGACAUGGAGACCGCCCAGAAAGUAACCUUCCACGAACGCAUUAUGAAAAAGUGCGUCACUCUCGAAGGCGACGUCUUUGACCCCGCUGGAACGCUCAGUGGCGGCGCUGGCUCAAAAACUGGCUCGCUGUUGCUCCAGCUUGACGAGCUCAAAACUAUCCAGAACCAGCUGAACGAGGACGAGAGAUCGCUGGCUGAAAUUAACCGAAAGUUAACCAGCAGCGCAGAUGUCUCGAAGAAAUUCCAGGUCCUCAAGCAGCGCUUUGAUCUCAGGAAUCAUGAGGUCGAAUUGGUCCGUCAGAGGCUCCAGCAAACUUCGCAUCACAAACUGCGAGAAGAGGUUGAAGUGCUGAAGUCGACGAUAGAAGAAGCGACGCAGACGUUGGAGACGGCGAAGCGUAUCGAGUCGGAGAGCACAAAGCGGGCCAACGACAUCGAGGGGCAGUUGAAGGACGCGGUCAACAUCCGAGAGCGGCAAUUGAAGGCUGUCGAGAUGGAGAUGAAAGAUAUGAAGCAGAAGUCGACCAAGAGCAGAGAGCAGUGGCAGAAGCGUGAGCAGGAAUCGGAAACGCUUAAUUUGGAGAUAACUGAGCUGAGGAAAGCGAUUCAGACUGGGAAGGAACAGCUCGUUGCGGCUGAGGAGAAGCUGGCGAAUUUGAAGGAAGCGUCGGUGACGCGAGACGAGAGUCUUGCCGAAAUACGAGAAAACGUAAAGGCGCUUCAGGCCAAAGUUAAGAUGCAGAAAGAGGCAAUAAACCAGAAGAACAAGGAAAUCCAAAAGCUUUUGAACAGGAAAGAGGAAAUCGCUAAACAGAAAAUCGACUUCGAACUCGAGAUACAAAAAUUGAACCACGAGAUAUCCGCGAUUCAGGGAACAGCUGGCGAGAGCGAAUCGAAGAUAAAGGCGCUGUCGAGGAAGUACGAUUGGAUCGAGAAGGACAAGGCCUACUUUGGAACUGCGGGUGGUAUCUAUGACUUCAACGCGGACUCGCCGACGGAAAUGGGUCGCAGGAUAUCUCAGCUCCAAAAGGAACACGACAAGCUCAGCAGAAACAUAAACACCAGAGCAAUGGAUUUACUGAGCAGGGAAGAGGAGGAGUACAGCAAACUGAUGAAGAAGAAACAGAUAGUGGAGAGCGACAGGAAAAAAAUACUCGAGGCCAUACGGGAACUUGACGAAAAGAAGAAGGAGAUAUUGGCCAAGGCUUGCAAGCAGGUCAACAAGGACUUUGGCUCUAUAUUCAGCACCCUUUUGCCAGGUGCGGACGCGAAGCUGGAACCGCCGGAAAACAAGACCUACCUCGACGGACUCGAGGUAAAAAUCGGUUUUUCUGGUAUCUGGAAGGAGUCGCUGAGCGAGUUGUCGGGUGGUCAGAGGUCGCUGAUCGCCUUGUCGCUGAUCCUGGCCAUGCUGCUGUUCAAACCGGCGCCCCUUUAUAUCCUGGAUGAAGUCGACGCUGCUUUAGAUUUAUCCCACACCCAGAAUAUCGGGAGCAUGCUCAAGCGGCAUUUCACUCAAUCGCAGUUCAUAAUCGUCUCGUUGAAGGACGGCAUGUUCAACAACGCGAACGUUCUUUUUAGGACAAAAUUCAUCGACGGUUUUUCAGCCGUCAUGAGGACUGCGAAUACCGCCACAGCUCGUAAGAACUAAGGAAAUAUCUGGUUCGUGGCACGAGGUGGAACUUCGUUUCCAUUUUCCCACAGUUUCUGACUCACUCCGCUAAUAUUCACUAUUCAUUAUCGUUUUUAUUUCAAUUGAUAAAAUUAUCCGUCGAGUAUUUUUUAAGGCUUUUUACCAGUUAGUCGUGACAUUUCGAAAACUAUUUUUAUCCUUAGUUUACUUACAGAAAAAAAGUAGGCAGUGUGUGUCCCUAGUGAAGUAACUUUACUAUUGCCUAAAUUUUCUUUUUCUUUUUAAUAUUUUCUUUUCUUGUUCUUCCGCGAAAAUUGAUUUUCAUCUGUAAUAUAUUAUGGAAGAGUAAGUGAUUUUGAAGAAAAAUUUACGAUACAAUCGUCAUUUAUAGCUUUACGGCAUAGAUGUAUAUAGUGUUAAAGAGAAAAAUAGAACCUGUGAUGUUUUCAUAAAUAUACUUUUUCUACCGUUCACCAGAGUAUCGAAUUGCACUUCUUUCAAAAUCUCUUUUUAUUCAUCUUUCAUUUCUUGUAUUCUUUUCAUCGACCUCAUAUGUAUAAUUUAUACGCAUUUACACCGAUGCACGCUUUAAAAGCAAUGUGAUUUACGUAGAGAAACAAAUUUUCGAUACGGAUAAGGAAAGUUCGGUGAAUAUCGACGAACCGUUUCGGGUAAAAAAGUAACAAAAACAAAAAUGGAAAGGAAACUUUGUACUUAAUCAAAAACACAAAUUUCUAGACAUAUUCUACACAGUCAUAUUCCAAAAUACCUACUGACGAAAUGCCGUAUUAAUUGUUUUAAAAAACGUUCGCAGCUUUUACAACUUGUAGCAUAAAAUCGAAGUCAGAUCGUCUGAAACCAGCAACGUGAUAUAGUAAUAACCGUGAUAGCGGGGAGUUGAACGACUUCUGGCUGAUGACCUAAAAAUAUUAUUGAUUUUUUAAUCGAUAAUUGGGAAUUCGUAUUAUUUUCAAGAAUUCGACACGGGGUAAUUAUUCGGUAUAUAAAACCGGCGAACCAUUUCGCGCUCUUCAACAACUGCUAAUGCUUAGAACGAAUUAGUAACCGGUGUGGAAAAGUUUUCCCAUCAUCAUCAAGCUUUAACUUUCAACUACAUAACUGUUAUUUAUACAAAAAUAAUGAACAAAUUGUAUAAAAUAUGUUAUUAAAAAUUUAAACGGGUCGAUUACCGGUUUAUUUCUUUACAUGCAUAGGUACACUAACUAAAUGUAGUGGUGAAAAAGAAAUACGAACCUCUGUUUACACGGCGUGAACAACGCGUGAUUUCACUUGCAAACAAUUGGCACUUGCGGAUUUAUGCAUACACGUAUAAUAAGUACAGUAUACAUUGUAUACAUAUAAUAUUAUUACACCUACACGAUUGACGAUUGUACGUACGUCAUCCUGUUCGCAAAGCUCUCACCGCGAUUCCUCAAACUACCACCACCUACGUGCGCAAGGAACCGACAGUUGGAGAGGGAAAAAAAUCAUUAUAUACUCGAUUUAAAUAAGGCGUGGAGUCAAACCUAUUUGUAACGAAUUUAUGUCCAUUGAAUUUAAUUCCAUAGUACAUAUACAUACUAUUAUAUGCUUUCAAAUAUCUAUCUUAGAGGUAUUUAAAUCACAAACGGAAAUUACGCGGCCUCAGACUCUCGCCCAAACCGCAGCCUGUCAAAAAUGAAAUAGGAAAAUUGGGCAACCGACGUGCUCGGUACUUAUGCAUGAUGCGUGAUACACCCAGGAUAUGGUGAAAUCAGUGGCUAAU
This is a messenger RNA of Neodiprion fabricii, 5454 nucleotides long. RefSeq names its product structural maintenance of chromosomes protein 2 (gene SMC2). Gene Ontology annotation, cellular component: chromosome. The record is from RefSeq and is a predicted model, not a curated record. Gene Ontology annotation, biological process: chromosome organization. The transcript is spliced from 7 exons. Gene Ontology annotation, molecular function: protein binding; ATP hydrolysis activity; ATP binding. Bases 165 to 3707 code for a protein of 1180 amino acids. Lineage: Eukaryota; Metazoa; Arthropoda; Insecta; Hymenoptera; Diprionidae.